UUUUAUGGAGUGCUUCAGGGUGAUAUGUUGGAGAUGAUAUUGUCAAGUGAAAAAGGUCGACUCAGUGAACGCAUUACGCAGUUUCUUGUAGCUCAGAUUCUUGUCGCUCUUCGUUACCUUCAUAAUCAAAAUAUCGUCCACUGCGAUUUGAAACCAGAGAACAUCCUUUUGACAUCGAACUCGGAUUUCCCGCAGGUGAAACUGUGUGAUUUCGGAUUUGCGCGUAUCAUCGGGGAGAAGUCGUUCCGGCGCUCAGUCGUGGGCACACCGGCUUAUUUGGCUCCGGAAGUGCUUCGGAAUAAAGGCUUCAAUCGAUCACUCGAUAUGUGGAGUGUCGGUGUCAUAGUCUAUGUAAGUCUAUCCGGCACUUUUCCUUUCAAUGAGGACGAAGAUAUUCAUGAUCAAAUUCAAAACGCAGAAUUUAUGUAUCCUCCCAAUCCAUGGAACGAAAUAGGAGAUGUUGCCAUCCAAUUCAUCAACGGAUUACUGCAAGUAAAAAUGAAUAAGCGAUUUACGGUGUCGAAGGCGUUGUCGCAUAUCUGGAUGCAGGGCUAUGAGCUGUGGUCAGAUUUACGAUUACUGGAGCGAUUGGUGGGUGAACGUUUCCUAACACAUGAAAGCGAUGAUGCACGAUGGAGUGAAUUCGAGAAAGCCCAUAAAUUAACACCUGUUUACGUUUGA
Messenger RNA from Angiostrongylus costaricensis, 681 nucleotides. The record is from the annotation of a GenBank genome assembly. NCBI's taxonomy places the organism in Eukaryota, Metazoa, Nematoda, Chromadorea, Rhabditida, Metastrongylidae.